AUAUGUAUAAACAUCUUGUAUCGAGCGUUGCAAUUCUCGUGUUAUCGAUAUUUUGCAUACUACAUAAUAGUACGGAACAGAACCACAAUUUGUAGAUAGCGUGUUAUCCAUUGAAAAGUUCAUUCAUUUGGCUAUAUAGUUCAAUGUUUAUGUUUUGUGAACAUAGAGGCGCUUCGAAUACAGGUUCCAUCACUUCCAUCUAAACUUGGAGCACGAUCGCAUCAGCUCUUAAGCUUUUUUAAAUCAAAUGCUAAUUAACACACACACAUACAAUUCGAUCUUUGAAAGUCAUUCAAACUGUGCUUGAAUUAUUUAAAAUGCGAGAUAAAUAGAGAUUACAGUAAAGAAUGGCAAGUGUAAUGGAGCAAGAAUUACCUCUAGCAGAAUUACUGCAAUGUGGAAUCAAAUUUCAUAAGUUUGAUGCCAGAGUCGGUGAUGUUACUAUUAAUUGUGAAAUCAUGAAGAUGAAAGAUUCUUUGUAUCUAUGGAUAGGAGAUUAUACUAAUCCCACCAUGGAAGAUCUGUCCUUCUCUUUUACAUCAAACAUUGGAACACAACCCAUUGCGACCAAAAUUAUGGGUGCUAUAGCAGAUGCUACAUCUACAAACAUGGCUAAGAGAUUAAGCAUAAAGAUUGGAAAACCAGUAUAUGUUAGUUUUAAUGUGACAGCAGACAAUAUGUUAUUGUUAGGGAUUGAAAAGAGAAUACAAGAAGAAUUCAAGAUGCAUAAUGAUUUAUUUGACUUUGAGCAUUAGCAGAAAAUUUUAUAGGAUAUUUAUUUCAAGAACUUUUUGUUAGUAAUGGAUUUUCUAUUAGUUUGUAUACUGAAAAGAAAUAAAUAAAUA
This is a messenger RNA of Camponotus floridanus (Florida carpenter ant), 845 nucleotides long. RefSeq names its product proteasome assembly chaperone 4. The transcript is spliced from 2 exons. The coding region runs from base 348 to 755 and encodes 135 amino acids. NCBI's taxonomy places the organism in Eukaryota, Metazoa, Arthropoda, Insecta, Hymenoptera, Formicidae. The record is from RefSeq and is a predicted model, not a curated record. Gene Ontology annotation, biological process: proteasome assembly.